Messenger RNA from Prinia subflava (tawny-flanked prinia), 2841 nucleotides. It is a transcript of the gene DDX49, whose product is annotated as DEAD-box helicase 49. NCBI's taxonomy places the organism in Eukaryota, Metazoa, Chordata, Aves, Passeriformes, Cisticolidae. The record is from RefSeq and is a predicted model, not a curated record. Gene Ontology annotation, molecular function: nucleic acid binding; ATP binding; RNA helicase activity. Bases 45 to 1502 code for a protein of 485 amino acids. The transcript is spliced from 13 exons.
CGCGGCGGUGACGCCAUCAGCGCGCGCGGCGGAGAGGAGCGGGCAUGGCGGAGUUCCGGGCGCUCGGGCUGGCGCCGUGGCUGGCGGAGCAGGCGCGCCAGGUGGGGCUGCUGCGGCCCACGCCCGUGCAGGCCGCCUGCAUCCCGGCCGUGCUGCAGGGCCGGGACUGCCUGGGCUGUGCCAAGACGGGCAGCGGGAAGACGGCGGCGUUCGUGCUGCCCGUGCUGCAGGUGCUCUCCGAGGAUCCCUACGGCAUCUUCUGCCUCGUGCUGACCCCCACCAGGGAGCUGGCGUAUCAGAUCGCGGAGCAGUUCCGAGUGCUGGGCAAGCCCCUGGGCCUGAAGGACUGCGUGGUGGUGGGCGGCCUGGACAUGGUGGCCCAGGCCCUGGAGCUGGCCCGCAAGCCCCACGUGGUGGUGGCCACCCCGGGCCGCCUGGCUGACCACCUGCGCAGCUCCAGCACCUUCAGCCUGCGCAAGAUCAAAUUCCUGGUGCUGGACGAGGCUGACCGGCUGCUGGAGCAGGGCCUGGCGGAUUUUGGCGCGGACCUGGAGCUGAUCCUGGGCGCGGUGCCGGCGCGGCGCCAGACGCUGCUGUUCAGCGCCACGCUGACGGCCACGCUGAGCCGCCUGCGGGGCCUGGCUGCCAACAGCCCCUUCCUCUGGGAGGCCCCGGCACAGGUGAGGACGGUGGAGCAGCUGGAGCAGCGGUACCUGCUGGUGCCCGAGGCGCUCAAGGACGCGCACCUGGUGCAGCUGGUGCAGAGCUUCCAGGACCUGCACCCGGACUGGGCCAUCAUCAUCUUCACCAGGACCUGCAAGGACUGCCAGGUGCUGAACAUGAUGCUGAGGAGAUUCCGCUUCCCCUCCGUGGCUCUGCAUUCCAUGAUGAAGCAGAAGCAGAGAUUUGCAGCUCUGGCCAAGUUCAAGUCCAGCAUCUUCAAGAUCCUCAUUGCCACCGACGUGGCUGCCAGAGGUUUGGACAUCCCUGCAGUCCAGCUCGUCAUCAACCACAACACCCCGGGGCUGCCCAAGAUCUACAUCCACCGCGUGGGGCGGACGGCGCGCGCCGGGCGGAGGGGCACGGCCAUCACGCUGGUGACACAGUAUGACAUCCACCUGGUGCACGCCAUCGAGGACGAGAUCAAGCUGAAGCUGGAGGAGUUUCCCGUGGAGGAGCAGCGGGUGCUGGAGAUCCUGACCCAAGUGAACGUCACCAGGAGGGAGUGCGAGAUCGAGCUGGAGGGGAUGGACUUCGAUGAGAAGAAGGAAAUCAACAAAAGGAAACAGAUGAUUCUGGAAGGGAAGGACCCGGAGCUGCAGGCGCGGCGCCGGGCGGAGCUGGCCAAGCUCCGCAGCAGGAACAGGGAGUGCAGGGAGAGGCUGCAGCAGGGCCUGCAGAGGAGGAGGCAGCUGCAGCUGCGCAGGAAACUGCACAGGAGGAUGGAGAGGAGGAGGAGGAAGAUGGAGAAGAAGGAGCAGGAGCAGCAGGAGCAGCAGUGACACCCCUGGGCCCGGCCUGGGCUGCCCUGGAAUUGCUGCAGCUUUGGGAAAUUCGGGAUUGGGCACCUCAGGGUGGAAACUCCUGACCUGAAAUCGGCGCUGGGGAAGGGAAAGGUCCCAGAAUCUCGGGGUGCUUUGGGUUGGAGGGACCCCAAACCUCAUCCAGCUCCACCCAGGCUGCUCCAGCCCGGCCCUGGGCACUGCCAGGGAUCCAGGGGCAGCCACGGCUCCUCAGGGAAUUCCAGCCCAGCCCCUCCUCAUCCUCACAGCCAGGAAUUCCUGCCCAAAAUCCCACCCAGAUUCCCCAUUCCCAGUUUGGAACCAUUCCCUGUGUGCUGUCCCCCCAUCCCUCAUCCCAAAUCCCUCUGCAGCUCUCCUGGAGCCCCUUCAGGCUCUGGAAGUGCCUCCAAGGUUUUCCCUGAAGCUUCUCUUCUCCUUGAAUCCUCCCAGCCAGGAAUUCCUGCCCAAAAUCCCACCCAAAUUCCCCUUUCCCAGUUUAAAUCCAUUCCCUGUGUCCUGGAAUUCCAUCCCUCAUCCCAAAUCCCUCUGCAGCUCUCCUGGAGCCCCUUCAGGCUCUGAAAGUGCCUCCAAGUUUUUUUCUGGAGCUUCCCAACCUGGCCUUGAACAUUCCAGGGAUCCAGGGACAGCCCCAUUUUCUGGGAAUUCUAUCCCAUCCCCUCCCCACCCUCACAGGGAAGAGUUUUUGUUUCCUCUCCUGCACAAGCAGGGGAGAAAAUUCUGUCAGGCUGGCUCAGUCUCCUGGAGAAUUCCGAAUUCCAGAGGCCAGGCCUGGAUUCCUGCAGGAAUAAUCCCUGUCCCCUCCAGGGGCUGUGGCUGCCACUCACUCUUGUUUGGAUCAACAGAUCCUCCCCUGAGCCAGAGUCUAAAAAUAAAACCCUGGGACAAAGCUGAGCUCAGCCUGUGCCAGAGCCCGGAGUUUUCCCAGCGGGGAGAAUUCCUGGAAUGCACAGGGAGGCUCUGUGUGAGCCUGGGAUAAAACUGCUUCGGGAAUAAUCUCAGAACAUUGGAAGGAUUUUCCUGCCUCUCCCAGCCCAGACAGGGCCCUGCUUUCCCGGAUUUCCAAGAGAAUUCCUGCUUGGAGGAGCCCCAGGAGCAGAAUUCCCUUUUUCCUUGAGGGUCCUGAGCGGGGUUUGGGGCAGGCUGAGGUUGGAGGGGGCUGAGCAAUCCCAAAAUUCCAGUUCUGUUUCCCUCUGCAGGCAGAAAUUCCCAGGUUUUGGUCACCUCUGUGCCUUUUCUCUGGCUGAGGCUCUUUUAUUUCUGUCCUGUACAAAAAUAGCAUCUGUGGCCCGUGCCCAAAUAAAUAUUUAUUGCCACAAAA